AUGCUGGGCCAACGGGACCCCGGGCACUACGGCACCCUGACCCUGGUGGACAUCGAUCAGCGUAUCGCCGAAGCCGCCGACGCGCACGGGGUCGAUGUGGAGUGUUUCCAGUCCAACCACGAGGGCGAGCUCAUCGAUUGUUUGCAAGCGCAACGCGGGGACAUCGACGGCGUCGUGGUGAAUGCUGGCGCCUUAACUCACUACGGUUUGUCGCUAAAAGAUUCUUUGACCGAUGCUGGUGUGCCCGUGAUCGAGGUGCAUCUCAGCAAUAUUCACGCCCGCGAAGAAUGGCGGCGGCGCUCCGUUCUGGCAGACACAGUGCGAGGCCAGAUUGCCGGUCUAGGGUGGAGAGGCUAUACUGCUGCUGUGGGAGCCUUGGCUGGAAUCAUCGCCGACGAAGCGUCAUAA
Molecule: messenger RNA, 408 nt
Organism: Geodia barretti
Lineage: Eukaryota; Metazoa; Porifera; Demospongiae; Tetractinellida; Geodiidae
Source: the annotation of a GenBank genome assembly